Mobula hypostoma (lesser devil ray) is the source of this 4245-nucleotide messenger RNA. RefSeq names its product regulator of cell cycle (gene rgcc). The record is from RefSeq and is a predicted model, not a curated record. The transcript has 5 exons. The coding region runs from base 117 to 470 and encodes 117 amino acids. Lineage: Eukaryota; Metazoa; Chordata; Chondrichthyes; Myliobatiformes; Myliobatidae. Gene Ontology annotation, biological process: regulation of cell cycle.
ACUGACGUAGGUUAGCAGGCUGACGCCGCGCUAUAAAAGGACCGAGGUGCCGACCGCGCCGCAGAGUUUCAGCUGCAACCAGCACAUAACAUACCGCUGUCCGGAGAGCCUCCGAAAUGAAGUCGCACAACGGCAGAAGUGCAGAGAGUUCGCCGACCGAGGUCGAAGAUCUGAGCGCCGUGCUGUGUGAAUUUGAUGCGGUGAUCGAAGACUUCGCUUCCCCGCUCAGCAAGAGACACUUUAGGUAUGAGGAGCACCUGAGGUGCAUGAAAAGACGAAGCAGCAUAAGCGUCAGCGACUCUGGUGUCAAUGAUCCGGACAGUCCAGGUUCACUUCAGAGAAACAGCUUCGCCUUCAGUGACGAGAAGCUUAAGAGUCCUACGGUUCCCCGUUCCAGAGCUAAACUUGGAGAUACAAAGGAACUGGAAGACUACAUUGCAGAUUUGAACAGAACAUUAGAACGUAUGUGAAGGGAAAAUGAUGAGCUUGGUCCUUGGCCCCGUCUGAACAUUUGAAAAACAUCAGCAAGAAAAACAUAUUCAAUCUACCAACAUUUCUCAAUGAUGUUUGCACCUUGAAAUAGUUGCCAGCUCUUGCAACCAGUUAAUGCAUCUCAAAACUCUAGAUAUAAUUGUGCUGUUUUUAAAAAUAUGAGGUUUGGGUGGGGGUGGUUGAUCUUUGGACUUGAAAUAGUGCUGCGCUGUUUAGGAGGGUUUGAGGAAAAGGUAAUUUGGAAGGGAUUUAAUGAGGCCAGUCGAAACAGGAAUUGCUUCGGCUUAUUUCCAUCAUUUUAGGUCACAAUGGUGCUGGCUGCCUUGUGGCCAUUCUGUCUUGGGAGAGGAGGCAAAGUACAAGGCCUCCAUUUAGAAAUGAUCUGCACAUUCUUCCCACUGGGUCUUCAAUCAUUUUCAUUACUAAUAAUCAUUUCAUAUUGAAAUAUUUUGUAAAUUAAAACAUUGGAGUAAAUUUUGCUAGGGUCAAAUUAGUUCACAUUCAAAGCAUGGUACUGCAAAAUGAAACUUUUUACAAGACUUCAUCUGUUACCUUUUUCCUGUACGGAAUAUUAAAUAAUUACUUUUGAAAUGAGUUCCAAUUUACGAAUGCUAUCAAGUGUUGCUGCCUGACUUAUUUUCAAUAUUUGAGAUCGACAGCUUAAAAUUUUCCUGCCAGUUAUUGGCAUUCCAAACAGACAGAACUGUGCCUGCCUUGUGUAACAAAUAAAGAUUGAAUAACAGCUUCCUUAAAACUAUUUUUAAAUUCCAAUAUACUUGAUGUAACAUGGGAUGUUGCUGCCAUGUUUCCUUAAAUGCACUGGGAAGCAUAUUUCUAACUUCUAUGCCAAACUUCGAACCCCACGUAACAUUCAGGUCCUUUAGACUAGUAUUUGCAUUUAUCCUCCAAGUCAACACUUUCAUAAGAAAUGAAUACCUAGGCCCCAGUGCAGAUUUUCUAUGGUACUACAUUAUUCGUUUACAGGCUAUGGGCUUCCUUGUCAGUUGUUGCUCUAGUAGUGACAAGUUGUGCCUCAAAUGCUUGCAUCCCCUUUUGAUGGAGGUAUUCCCGCAGUCAUUUCGGGAAGGCAGUUCUGGGAUUUUGGAUCCAGUCACAACAAAAGAAAACAAUUUUGUAUUUCUAAAUUGGGAUCUGUGAUUUGGAGACAAACCUGCAGGUACUCGCCUCCCUGAUUUCACUGCGAGCAGUUGGUCCUUUCCUAAAGUCUUUAUUGACCUGGUGCAUCUGUCAGGUGGACUGGACAUGCUACCUUCAUCCUGGGCAAUACAACAUUAGAUUAGAUUAUAUUCAACUUCAUUGUCAUUGUGCUGAGUACAGAUACAAAGCCAAUGAAACGCAAUUAGCAUCUAACCAGAAGUGCAAAAGAAUAGUAUUAAUUACAAAAUAAUUGUGAAUAAAAAGUAAGUGCUACAGCACACAAGUAUAAAAGUACUGAGACAGUCCAAUAUGGGUGCAAUACUGCUUAGCGCUGUGGUGUGAGGUUCAGCAGGAUCACAGCCUCAGGAAAAAAGCUCUUCCUGUGUCUGCUGGUGCGGGAGCAGAGGCUCCUGUAGCGACUACCGGAUGGGAGGAGAGUAAAAAGCCAAUGGUUAGGGUGAGAUGCAUCCUUGAUAAUGCUUUUCGUUCUGCCCUGACUGAAAAUCAACAAACACUCACAUGAGCUAGACUACCAGCCAAGGUUUGUACCUAGUCUUUUGGAACAGGGCCAGACUCAUGACUUUGUUUGUCAUCUAUCAUUGAAUCACAAAUGAAUUAUUUUUAUUUUAACUGCCCUUUAGAAUAAGUAUCUCAAAUGAAAUGCACUAAUAUUGUUUAAUAUUGUUUGAACUGAUAAAUGUAAAAAGCAUUCCAAACAUGGUAUGGAGUCUGCCUUUUCUGUCUGGCUGAAAAAACUGAAAUAUGUCUGUCCCUUCUGGUGACCAUAAAAGCUCAGGUUACUACCUUGAACAACAAUGUGUAUAAACUUUUGUUAUCUCUCAACCAAUAUGUCCAAAUUGUAUAAAAUGUAAAAUUUUUAUGGGAGUGCAACAGUGCAAAGACAUAAAAUUACUAUAAGUUACAAAAUAAAUCAUGCACAAAAAGAUUGAUGAGGUAGUAUUAUCAAGAGAUGCAGGUGUUGGAAUUUGGGGCAACAGACAAUCUGCUGGAAGGGUGGCUUCAGCAGCAUUAGUGAGCUUAGGAGAAAGAAUUUCCAAAUUAUUGGUUGAAACUCUGCAUCAGGUCUGUUGGUCCAAAUAGAGGGUUUCAAACUACAAUGUUGACAAUUCUUUUCCUGCUACAGAUGGUGCUCAACCUGCUGAGUUCCUCCAUCAGCUUGCUCUUUGCUACCUGGACUUUUUGGUGUUUGUGGAAGCUUGCUGCACUUCCUAAAUGUCUGCACUCAAUUGGAUUAUGGCUGCUGGGGUAGCCUGCUUCAUGAGCUAUUUUUCAUUAUUUUAAUCAACAAAACUUUGGAGACUGGGGGGGAGGGGGGAUGCGCAUGGCAAGGAUUCUACUUCCUAAUUUUGAAGCACUGAAACCAGUAGGGGGUGUGGGAAGACAGUUACUAACUUGUUCGUUGGCCAGGGUAUUCGUCCUCUUAACAAUGGAUUCCUACUGGAAAGUGAGAUAACACUAAAAGUGAUUUCUUAUCUCUUAUUGGUCCUUUUGAGGAUGUGAGAUACAGUAUUUGAGGGAUUGUUUUGAAUUAACCCUAAGUAAUCAAAGUCGAAAUUGUGUUUUAAAAACCUGUUGCUUAAGCAAAACUCUGAGGUAAAAUAGCUAACAUUUUCUAAUUAUGACUCUAGGUUUUAGUUUCAGAACAAUGUUGAAGGAGUUUCAUCAUUAACGACAGCACUUAAAUGUAUUUUGUUGAGUUUAUGUAACCAAAGUACUCAACAGGAAUGUUAGCAGAGGAAGCCCAUUACUGAGCCAGUUUAGACAGCAUGGCUAAGGAGAGACACAGCGACUGAGAUGCUGGAAUUCGGAGCAGUGCAAAGUCUGCUGGAGAAACCUAGUGGGCUGAGCAGUAUCUCUGGGUGGAAAAGAAUUGUCAACCUUUGAGACAAAACCCUGAGAGGGAAAUGGCCAAGAUGUUAAGGUGCUGGGGAGUAGGUAUGGAGGAGAUGUCAGGGGUAAGUUUUUUUGACGCAGAGAGUAGUGAGUGUGUGGAAAGGGCUGCUGGUGACGGUGGUGGAGGGGGAUACAAUAGGGUCUUUUAAGAGAUUCCUGGACAGGUACAUGGAGCUCAGAAAAAUAGAGGGCUAUGGGUAACCCUAGGUAAUUUCUAAAGUAAGUACAUGUUUGGCACAGCUUUGUGGGUUGAAGGGUCUGUAUUUUGCCGUAGGUUUUCUAUGUUUUUAUGUCUUGGGCACUAGCCUACAAAGUACCCAGGACAUUUUCAAGGAGCGGCAUCUCAGAAAGGCAGCGUCCAUUAUUAAGGACCUCCAGCACCCAGGGCAUGCCCUUUUCUCACUGUUACCAUCAGGCAGGAGGUACAGAAGCCUGAAGGCACACACUCAGCGAUUCAGGAACAGCUUCUUCCCCUCUGCCAUCCGAUUCCUAAAUGGACAUUAAAUGAACACUACCUCACUUUUUAAAUAUAUAUUAUUUCUGCUUUUUGCACGAUUUAAAAUCUAUUCAAUAUACAUAUACUGUAAUUGAUUAUUAUUAUUAUUUUCUUCUAUAUUAUGUACUGCAUUGAACUGCUGCUGCUAAGUUAAUAAAUUUCACAACACAUGCCGGUGACAGUAA